AUUCAAUAAACAAUAUGUCCGGAAACACAGAAGAAGCUGCCCGUUUCAAAAAGACGGAACAAGUCGUUGGCGGAGGCGAAAACAAUAAUACAGUUCCAAACUAUAACGAGCAAGCUAUGAAAAAUGCAUUCGCUGGCACUGAACAGAAUCAAACACAAGAACCACGUCCAGCAAAUUCAGCGAUUGAACGUGACCUCCAAGAACAGGGAUACACAACACGCCAAUCCGAUGAAGCCUUGGACGAAUAUAAAGAGAUGGAGAAAAAGUUGGAAAAUCGUGCAGGUGCAAAUGCAAAUUGAGGCUGUGUGAAGAGUGAAUUACUGUCAUUGUGGACGUCAAUAUUGUAUCGAUUCAUGUUAAGUAAAGUCUUUUGACGACCCUAAAGGUAUAGCCGAAGAGGUUGCAACGGCAAAAACGCAAUCAUCCGUACGCAUUUUGCGGUCGUUCUCUUUUCAACCAACAAAAGUUUACUCUCUGUAGGCGCCUAAUUCUUGGCAAGAUACACAUUUAAAUGGCAUUAAAUAGAGGUCUAAUUACCCUUGUCUUUCACGACGAUGAAAAAAAUGAAAGCAUCUCUACUGCUUCUUGUCAUUC
Meira miltonrushii is the source of this 594-nucleotide messenger RNA. RefSeq lists its product as uncharacterized. The record is from RefSeq and is a predicted model, not a curated record. Lineage: Eukaryota; Fungi; Basidiomycota; Exobasidiomycetes; Exobasidiales; Brachybasidiaceae. The transcript has 3 exons. The coding region runs from base 15 to 299 and encodes 94 amino acids.